AUGAGUCUUCGUAGAUUUAUUGCUCGAAGAGGUCGUAUAGACGCCAUUUUCACGGACAACGGAACAAAUUUUCGAGGGACUGCCAAUUUACUGAAGGAUAUUAAUUGGCAGGAGGUUGAAAGUGUGACGGCAGUCCAUGCUAUAAAGUGGCGUUUUAUUCCACCUAGAACUCCUUGGUGGGGAGGUUGGUGGGAGAGGCUCAUUAGAGUAUUAAAGGAGAUGUUGCGAAGAAUAUUGGGGCGUCAGCGAUUGACUUGGGUAGAGUUGGACACAGUCUUGUGCGAUUGUGAAGCUGUCAUUAAUAGUCGGCCACUAACAUAUGUCUCGACUUGUACCGACGAUUUGCGGCCACUUACACCUAUGUUAUUUCUACAUGGCUUACCUUCUAAUGAUACUUCUGAUUUAGAUUAUGUAGAUAAUAUGAAUUUAAAUGUAAGAUACAAAUAUUUACAAAAGUUGAGAGAAGAUUUCAGAGUUCGUAAGGAGUAUUUGGCUUUACUUACAGCUAGAUGGAAGGAGAAGACAAUAGAAAUGAAGAAAGGAGAUAUAGUUCUAGUAGAGACAUACGCGAAAAGGCUAUUUUGGCCCUUGGGGUUAAUCAUGGAAGUAGUUACCGGGGCUGAUGGUGUUACUCGUUUGGCUAGAGUCAAGACUCAAAAAGGUGAAACUUUGAGACCAUGUCAGAGAUUGUAUCCGCUUGAGAUUUCAAAUGAUUCUGACCUCUUGCAACGAGCUGAAGUAACGAUAGAGGAUGAGAAGUUAUCAGUAAGUUCAGAUAGUCCCGACUUACCCUCCUCGGUUACAAGUGGCGCGAAGGUGACGAAAACAACGCGGUGCGGUCGAAAUGUGAAAUUGCCUGCUCGGUACUUAUGA
Parnassius mnemosyne (clouded apollo) is the source of this 873-nucleotide messenger RNA. Lineage: Eukaryota; Metazoa; Arthropoda; Insecta; Lepidoptera; Papilionidae. The record is from the annotation of a GenBank genome assembly.